Heteronotia binoei (common prickly gecko) is the source of this 1683-nucleotide messenger RNA. It is a transcript of the gene MAX, whose product is annotated as MYC associated factor X. The coding region runs from base 206 to 661 and encodes 151 amino acids. Gene Ontology annotation, molecular function: protein dimerization activity; DNA-binding transcription factor activity. The record is from RefSeq and is a predicted model, not a curated record. Gene Ontology annotation, cellular component: RNA polymerase II transcription regulator complex. Lineage: Eukaryota; Metazoa; Chordata; Lepidosauria; Squamata; Gekkonidae. Gene Ontology annotation, biological process: positive regulation of transcription by RNA polymerase II. The transcript has 4 exons.
AGGGAGCGGACGGACGGUGCGGGUCAGCCGUCACGUGCAGUACGAGGGUGCGUGUGCCGUUGAUGCUGGAGGAGGAGACGACCAAGACGCCGACGGAGGAGGCUGCUGCUGCGGCCGCGCUGUUGUUGUCGUCGCUGCCCGCGGCUCAGCCCGCAGCGCCUGCCGGGGAGGCCUUGGAGUGGCUCAAGCGGGGGACGGCCGCAGCAUGAGCGACAACGAUGACAUCGAGGUGGAGAGCGACGCCGAUAAACGUGCUCACCACAAUGCACUGGAGCGCAAGCGCAGGGACCACAUCAAGGACAGCUUCCACAGCCUGCGGGAUUCUGUGCCAUCACUUCAGGGAGAGAAGGCAUCCCGGGCCCAAAUCCUAGAUAAAGCCACAGAGUACAUCCAGUACAUGCGCCGAAAAAACCACACACACCAGCAGGACAUUGAUGACCUAAAGCGUCAGAACGCCCUAUUGGAGCAGCAAGUUCGUGCACUGGAAAAGGCAAGAUCGAGUGCUCAACUGCAGGCCAACUAUUCCUCUUCCGACAACAGCCUGUACACCAAUCCUAAGGGCAGCACCAUCUCCGCCUUUGAUGGUGGCUCUGACUCCAGUUCAGAAUCCGAGCUGGAAGAACCUCAGAGCCGGAAGAAGCUUCGCAUGGAGGCCAGCUAGAAGAGGUCUCUGUUCCUGCUGCCAUUAGACACUUGCUGGCUGCUUAAGGACUUUCCUUUCCUUCUUUAGUAGAGGCUCUUGGACUGCAGCUUCCCCAGUUUCUUGUCCCUUACUGAUCCACUUUUGAGUUAAUCCAGACCUCUGGCUUGGCAGCUUAUCCUCUGGAAGACACCAGCUAUGGCUUGGAGCAGGAUGUGGCCUGUCUUGUUCUGCCCUGUGGCUGCAAGUUUCUAGUGCCAGGAAUGCUCAGGCUAUCUGAUGAACUGAUGAUAAUCUGUGAUUGCCUGGGCUGCGUGAGGACAAUACCUGCUCCAUUUGUCCACUUGAGCUACACCACUCUCUAUUGCAUUGCUCAGAAUAUUUCUGUUUAUGUCAACAAGGCCAAAUGUCCCCCUGAAGAGUCUCAAGGGAGUGGGGAGUAGAAGUUGUGCGCAGAAGCGUUUGUGUACAUUCUUUCCUAAAAUGAUGGUGCAGAAUGUGGGGAGAUGGGUUUUCUUUUGUGUUUUGGCAGAUGAUGAAUUGGUAUUUAUUUCCUUUUUUGGAAGCUCGUUCCGGUCAGGUUCUUCCUCCUGCUGUGGACAUUGGUGACAUGAAGCUACAGAUUCGUACCAUGAACUCCCUUAUCAGUUUCUCAGAAAUAGAGCCAGCUUUUAAAAUGUAAAUACACCAUAAGCUUUGUUACCUGGUACUAAUAACUGCAUCAAAGCGUGGACCUCUUGCCCCAUGGCAAAUGGGCCAGUUACCCAUGUGAGUUAAAAGGGCACAGGCUGCGAGUGAGCAAAGGCCUUGGUGUGUGUGUGUGUGCGUGCAUGUGUGUGCGCGUCCUUAUAUUUUUGUCUUCUUCCCACUCUCGUUUGUGAUGUUUUCUGAAUUUAGUGUAUACAAGUGUAGCUUGGUCUCUGUCCAGGUGUGAGUCUAUUCCAUGGAACUGAAGUAUGUUGUACAUACUGCCCAAGAAUUGUCUUGCAAGUUAAGGCUUCCCUUACUAUAAGACUAUAAAUAAAAAUAUUUUAUCCUUGUAA